This is a messenger RNA of Macrobrachium nipponense, 1312 nucleotides long. RefSeq lists its product as uncharacterized. Gene Ontology annotation, molecular function: actin filament binding. Gene Ontology annotation, cellular component: cytoskeleton. The coding region runs from base 167 to 1009 and encodes 280 amino acids. Lineage: Eukaryota; Metazoa; Arthropoda; Malacostraca; Decapoda; Palaemonidae. The transcript has 7 exons. The record is from RefSeq and is a predicted model, not a curated record.
GAUAUCAGCGAAUGAUUUUAGUGCGUGCGUGCGUACGAGCAACAGAGCUUUCUCAAAGUGAAAUAUAAGGUGACUGGGAGCGAGAAGCGGCUAUUCGAGAUAAGAUACCACUGCGCAGAAGAUCGAGAGGGGAAAGUACAGAAGAUCCAUAUAGAAAGGAAGAAGAAUGCUGUCAAGAUCAGCUGUCUCAAGAUGCUUGAAGUCCCUCGUGAGGACGUUCACAAGCGAUUGUGCCAAGCCGUACAGUGUUCCUGACUGCCCGUGGGGAGCAAAUAGAGCCGCGAGGCUGGAGCUGGCUGCUACCCACAGGGUACUUGACACCUUGAACCUAAACGAAGGCGUCUGCAACCACCUGAGUGUCAUGGCACCAAGAGCCGACGGGAAGGGCGAAGGAAUGCUGGUCUUCCCCUACGGCCUUCACUGGAGGGAGGUGACAGCAAGUAACCUGGUGUGUGUCGAGUACAAAGACGACAACGUUAACAUUCUGGAAGGAGGAGAAUUGCCCGAAGUUGCAGCCUCUUGCAUUCAUUUGGGUAUCAGGAUGUCUCGACCAGACGCCAAGGUCAUAUUGCAUGUGCACAUGCCAUACGCCACAGCAAUAGCGUGCAUGAAGGACCCCGAGCUUCUGAUGAUCAGCCAGAACGCCCUUCGGUUCUACAACAGAGUGGCUUACGAUAACAACUAUACUGGCAUCGCCAUAGCUAUCGAAGAAGGAAAGCGCCUUGGAAAAGCUCUUGGAGACAAAGACAUCCUGUUCAUGGGUCAUCACGGAAUAGUCUGCGUCGCCCCGACGGUAUCCCUGGCCUUCGAUUUGUUGUACUACCUAGAAAGGUCAGCCGAACUUCAGGUCCUUUCUUUAGCGAUGAACAAAGAAGUGGGGAUAAUCCCGGAGGAUGACUGCGCGCGCAUGUCCGAGGUCUUCUGGAGGCAUAUGCAGAUGUACGCCGACACCCACUUCUACGCACAGUACCGCCUUCUGAGGAAGACUCAGCCCGAUUUUGAACUCUAGAGUCUAGAUUAGAGUCUAGAGUCGUGGUGGCAGCCAGAGUCGUUCCAUUGCGACUGCGCAGUGGCGCUAAGUCAAGAAGAAUGUGGUUUGUAAGCACUCACGGUCUAGACUCUAGACCGUGGUAGCACUGUCAGAUUUGCAGACAUCGAACUCAGGGAUUUGAAUCGCAAAUUCUUAUCUUCUUCCUGAUAUGUUACCAAAACACGUUCCUCAUUAUCUCUUACUUUACAAAUGUAGUUUAUAGCAUAUACGACCUGUGCUGAGAAAAUGGUGUGACAGUUACAAUAAAAUAGUUUAUUCACA